GUUUGAAUUUGGACACCCCCUAAAAUCGUCCUAAAAACUGCUUUCUCUUCAGCAUCAAUGUUUUGUCAAGAGUUUUUGAUUUUCGCAGCAUUUCAAGCAUUUAGAACUGACAACAGAACAUCAUAGAACAUUAUCAUAGAACAGUUGGCCAGACCAGAGGAUAAAAGCCACUCAGGAUUCAGGAAUGCACAAGAGGCGCCACGCAGACCAUUGUGCCUAAAGCAGAGUUGGAUCAAUGGCGGAGCAGGGUGUAAAAGCUGGGGCGGAGGCUGCUGAAGCUACGCCUGUGACACAUGAGCAACAGCUGGGCAUUGUGCAGAGGUGCUUUAGCGAGGAAGCUUCAGAUGUGGUGGUGCACUUUCAGAUUAUCAAAUUUGAACAGCAGUACUACGUUUGGGUUGGGUGCAACUCUGCGGCCUUCGGAAGUCUCUACGCAGCCGUACCAACCAAAUUCGACCCGCAGCCAAGCGUUGCGCAGCUGAUAACCAAAGGAGGGGAUGCGGGGGCUCUGAUGGCACAGAGGCUUUCCAAACGGACGGGAUGUCAAAUAUUCCUGGCGUGCAGCCUGCCGUCCAACUCUUCUUCGAUAGAGGCUUUCGCAGAACGGCGAAUCCUCCAAGAAAUUCGAGAGUUCGAUUGCCUUCCGUCAAGUAGUGGACCCCCUGUAAGUGAGGAUGACAGUAAACACUAUGCAUAAUUUCAUUUUGAAGUUUGUUUUGGUUCUGUACACGCCCGCUAUUGUGCGAGGUGCUAAAACGUACUCGCCCUUGUCUAUGCUGCUUCAACUUGAAAUACUGAUGCAGAUGAUGGUGUGGUAGCAUGUGCGGGUUCCUGUUCGACAGUUGGCAAGGCCUGUAAGCUUAUCUCGAUA
Messenger RNA from Klebsormidium nitens, 871 nucleotides. The record is from the annotation of a GenBank genome assembly. NCBI's taxonomy places the organism in Eukaryota, Viridiplantae, Streptophyta, Klebsormidiophyceae, Klebsormidiales, Klebsormidiaceae.